Molecule: messenger RNA, 1705 nt
Organism: Topomyia yanbarensis
Lineage: Eukaryota; Metazoa; Arthropoda; Insecta; Diptera; Culicidae
Product: cuticle protein-like
Exons: 3
Coding region: 1-504 (167 amino acids)
Cellular component (GO): extracellular matrix
Source: RefSeq, a predicted model, not a curated record
AUGCAGCAGCUAAGCAAAGCCAUGGUUCUACAUUCCGUAGCGGAACUUGACCUUCUGUUUCGACAAACUUCGCAGUCGGUUCUUACUCUACAGGACAACUGCAGGUUCGUAGUAUUUGCUUCCCUGCUGGCCUUUGCAGCUGCGUACCCCGCCAGCUACGGCGAUUACUACGGAGAACAGGAAGCGGAUCAACAGUACGGACAGAUUGCACGGAUUUCGCUCGGAGACGGACACCAUGAGUACGCUCACCACGAGGAUGAGCAUGUUGAUUAUUAUGCCCCACCGAAGUACGCCUUCAAGUACGGAGUGAAUGACUUCCACACCGGAGACGUCAAGAGCCAGCACGAAACCCGCGACGGGGAUGUCGUCAAGGGUCAGUACUCGCUAGUGGAACCGGACGGUUCGGUGCGUACCGUUGACUAUACCGCCGACAAGCACACCGGAUUCAACGCCGUCGUACACAAAACUGCGCCGGUUGCCCACCACCACGGGGAUCACUACUAAGCGAUGCUGGCCGAUCGCCGAGCUCCCCGGAUUAGCUCUAGCCAGUAUUCUUUAUUGUAGACUGUGUGUACUGCCUUUUCUUACCAAAAAAUGUAUAAGUCACCGAGGUACCUUCUUAACCUCAAAAGCCAUCGGGCACGAUCUAGCACCUGAUACUCGACCUUCUUCUGCUUCUGAUCCGACCGUUUCUGAUACCUGCCCAGACUACGAUCGCCUUCCAAGUGUUUGGCCAACAUUCCGUUCGUUGUUCUGAACUGUGAUACAUUCUUGUUAUUCGUUAUUUUGUUGAAGUAUUUGUUGUUUUUGGCAUAGUUCUGUUUCCCUAUAGUUACUGUUGUAGAUUACGAUCGCUCAUUAAAGUGGAAACGUUCAAAAUCAUAUAAAAUAGCUGCCUAACGAACGGAAAAAAAUCAAACGCAUUUCGAUCGCUGGAAAACCUAACAAGCGUUACAUUAACAUGCCUGAGUAUGAACCGCUAGUUGGAAAAUUCGUUAAUCCGGACCAAAUCGUGAACAACUAACUUUAUGUAAAUAGGAAACUAUCCGGCACUUGGCGAGCGCCCGCGCCGUCCGAAAAACUAUCGCGAAAAAAAGCAUUUGCACAUGAAAAAAGACUAGAAAAACAAGUUGUACAACCACGAACCAACUCCGGUCGAUUUUCUUGUUCAUCAACGACUUCCCACUAUAGUCAGCAUAUGCGGAGAAAUUUUAACUGAUCCAAUCGGAGGAAAAACAACUUAAGAUUUCUUCGAUUAUAAAACACUUACAUUGCUCCUACCUGCGAAUAACUAGAAAACAUUAAACUUCCAAGGGGGAAAUGUUGAAAGUAAAUUCUCCUCCCAAAACGGCUAGCGCGAAUCACAAACCGCUCGGAGAGAUAAGAUGUCAAUGUGAUGCAAUCUUGCUUCCUAACCAGCAACCAGACUCACACGUCUUUCGACCCGCAGAAGAAACGCUCAGAAAUGUAAACUAACAACUUCUUUCCUUUCCGCCUCGGAUUUCCACUAACAACUGCGCCAGCUGAUUAACGUUUUAUUACCUUUCUUUCAUCCUUCAAUUUUCACUUCUGUUUUUCAUCCCGCUCGCCUUCACCGGUAGCAAAAAGCGAACGCUUGUUACUAUGUAUUUAUGUAUGUUGAUAUUACUGUAGCUAUUAUUACUGACAACGAUUUAUUAGACGUCGCGGUUUUUUUUCUCACAUG